Messenger RNA from Chenopodium quinoa (quinoa), 1779 nucleotides. RefSeq lists its product as uncharacterized. The record is from RefSeq and is a predicted model, not a curated record. Lineage: Eukaryota; Viridiplantae; Streptophyta; Magnoliopsida; Caryophyllales; Amaranthaceae. The transcript is spliced from 3 exons. Gene Ontology annotation, molecular function: zinc ion binding. The coding region runs from base 1 to 1779 and encodes 592 amino acids.
AUGGAGAAAUGUAUGAAGAGAAAGACUGGGAAAUUCCAACUGAAACCUUGGAUGCUUUUCAUUGAUAAGGGUCAUUUGAGGGAAACCUUGAAGGACUAUGUUGUCCAGGAGGGGUUUGCUUUGAAUGUGGUGUAUGCAGAAAAUAGGAGGUACACAGUCACUUGCUAUGCUAAAUGUUGUGACUGGAGAUUACAUGCAAGCAAGCUGCCAGAUGGCAGGACAUGGGCUGUGAAGAAAAUAUGGUCUGAUGUGCACACAUGUAGGGGUUUGGAGACAUACAACCCAAUGUGCACUGUCAAAUGGGCUGAAUACAAAGUGAUGGAGGAUAUUAGGGAUAAUCCUGAUAUCCCUGGGAAACCUUUGAAUGAGCUACUGUUUCAAAGGUAUGGCAUAUACAUGAAGCAAGCUUCUCUGUACAGAUUGAAGAGGUAUGUGAGAGAUGUCCUGUUUGGAGGGCAUGAUGAGUCUUACACUCACUUACCUACAUAUGUAGAGGUGAUUACAAGUACUAACCCAAAAUCAUCAGCAUUUGUAGCAUGGCAUGAGAGUGAGAGCAUCCCAAGGGUGAACUUGUUUAGCAGCAUCUUCAUAUCUUUUGCUGGGCAAUGGAAGGGGCUCCUAAGUAGUUGCAGGCCAUUAAUUGGUGUUGAUGGGGCACAUUUAAAAGGAAACUAUGGGGGUAUCUUAUUGUCUGCCAUUGCAAUUGAUGGAAACAAUGAAAUUUUCCCAGUGGCAUAUUCAAUAGUGAGUGCUGAAGACAAGGAAAGCUGGUCAUACUUCUUUUGGCAUUUGUACAACCUUGUUAAACACUCAGACAGGACAAAUUGGACUAUAAUAUCUUAUAGACAAAAGGGUGUUGACAUAGCUUUGAAGCAAGUUUGGCCUGCAGCUAGGAGAAGGUAUUGUUGCAGAAACCUUAGCAUAAAUUUCAAAAAGCUUUUCCCAAGUCCAUUGAUGUAUAUCUUAUUCUGGAGGGCUUGCAAUGCAACCUGUGCAUUCAGUUUUAGAAAAGCAAUGGAGAAGCUUCAAAAGGAGGGAGGUGAAGUGGUGAUGAAGUGGUUUGCAGACAUUGGUGAUCAGUCCAGAUGGAGCAAAUACAAGUUUGAUCUAAAUGUUUGUAAUGACUCAAACACAUCAAACUUUGUGGAGAGUUUUAACUCAACCCUUGGGGUUGACAGGUGCAGACCUGUCCUAAAUCUACUGGAGGGAAUUAGAAGGGUUUGUAUGGUGAGGUUGUCACCUAAGCAUGAGAACUCAAAGUCAUGGAAUGAUGAUGAUGUUUGUCCUAAGAUAGCAAAUAAGGUUAAGGACAUCAGCAAGGCAACCACCACUUGCAAAGCAUAUAAGUCUACUCCAGGGGAGUAUGAGAUACAUGAGGGAAAAUCUCAGUUCCCAUUAAGCUUGAAUAGCAGGAUAUGCUCUUGUGGUGCUUCGCAACUAUCUGGCAUACCUUGCAGGCAUGCCAUUAAGGCAAUGGUCCAUGCAAAGGUUGAUCCCUACAAUUACAUCAGCUCUUGGUAUUCUGUGAAAACAUACAAGCAAUUAUAUAGCCACUGCAUACAUCUAGUGCCUGAUAUGAAUCAGUGGCCAAGCAUGGAUGCUUUCCCUCACAUUGAACCUCCAAAAAUGAAAAGAGAUAUUGGUAGGCCAAGUAGGAACAAAAAAACGGAAGAAGGGGAGGAUCAGCCUAUUAAAAGAUCAAGGACAGUCAAGUGUGGCAGCUGUGGUUCUUUUGGACAUAAUCCUAGUGUAAUCCCCUAUAUUUUUCUUAGUAAAUAA